AUGGGUCUUCUUCGCCCUCCCAAGCGGACCCAAAAGGUCAUCCCAGCCAAGCCUACGAAAGGCCACUUCUUCUUCGCAGGAAAGGAAUUUCAGCGCCUCAAAUGGUGGAAGAGACGUAACAUGCGGACUCUUUAUUUUUAUAUUGUCAUUUUGAUUCUCACCAAUACAGCCAAUGGAUUUGAUGGGUCUAUGAUGAACGGUCUUCAGACUCUGUCGUACUGGCAGGACUACUUCAACCACCCUCGUGGUUCCGUACUUGGUCUAUUCAACGCUUCCAUGAGUCUUGGUUCCCUCAUCGGUCUUUUCUGUGUUCCCUAUAUGAUCGAUCGCCUCGGUCGAAAGAUGGGUGUCAUUAUCGGCUGCCUCAUCAUGCUUCUUGCCGUUGGCUUGCAGUCCGGUGCUCGUAACUUUGGCAUGUUCGUCGCCGCCCGCCUUCUGCUCGGAUUUGGCGAUUGUAUCGUACUUGGCUCAGCUCCUCUUCUUAUCGCGGAAAUUGCGCAUCCCCAAGACCGUGCUGUCCUUGUUACACUCAGUGGUGCUUCGUACCAUUCUGGUGCUUUCAUUUCCAGUUGGGUCACCUAUGGUACUCUCCAGAUCAAGAGCGAUUGGUCUUGGAGAUUACCCAGCCUUCUCCAGUCGAUUUGCAGUGUCGUCAUUCUUGUUGGAAUCUUCUGGAUGCCUGAGAGUCCGCGUUGGUUACUCAGCAAAGAUCGCCAUGAUGAGGCCCUUCGAGUCCUUACGCACUACCAUGCUGAGGAUGAUGUGGAUGACGAGUUUGUUCAACUGGAGUUUAGUGAGAUCAAGGCUGCCAUUGCUCUCGACAAGGAGAUUGGACAGACUGGAUGGGCCGAUUUUCUGAAGACCAAGGGGAACCGCAAGAGAAUUGGUCUCAUUACUGCUCUUGGAUUCUUCAGUCAAUGGAGUGGCAACGGUCUAAUCUCCUACUACCUCAAGGGUAUCAUGGAUGCUGUGGGUAUCACCAAGGCUGAGACUCAGCUUGGCAUCAACGCCGGAAUGAAGACUCAGGGCCUUAUAAUCAACACCACCUUUGCCUUCUUCAUUGAUUACUUUGGUCGUCGUCCUAUUUACCUGACCUCGACCAUUGGUACUUGUGUUAUCUUCAAUUUCUGGACCAUCGUUUCUGCUCGAUAUGAGAUCGACCCCAACAAGGCUCUGGGAUAUGCUUUCGUUGCUCUGACCUUCAUCUACGGUUUGUUCUACGAUGUGAAGUCUGGUCUCAUGGCCAAUUACACCACCGAAAUCCUGCCAUACGGCCUUCGCGCAAAGGGCUUCACUUGGCUUAACUUCUGUGUUACCGCCGCGUUGUUCUUCAACCAGUAUAUCAACGGUAUCGCCCUUGACGCCAUGGGCUGGAAGUACUACUGCGUCUAUUGCGUGUUCCUUGGAUUCGAAGUAUACAUCAUUUACUUCUUCCUUAUCGAAACUCGCUAUACGCCCAUGGAAGAAAUUGCACAGUACUUUGAUGGCGAUGAUGCUGUGGAUGUUGGAGAGGUGGCCCGUGCAGAUAUGAAGGACAGAGGAAUGCUCAUGGAGGAGAAGGGCCCUCAUGCAACUACAAUCGAAAGACUAGAAAGCCAGAAGUAG
Molecule: messenger RNA, 1605 nt
Organism: Fusarium poae
Lineage: Eukaryota; Fungi; Ascomycota; Sordariomycetes; Hypocreales; Nectriaceae
Exons: 3
Coding region: 1-1605 (534 amino acids)
Biological process (GO): carbohydrate transport; transmembrane transport
Cellular component (GO): membrane
Molecular function (GO): carbohydrate:proton symporter activity
Source: RefSeq, a predicted model, not a curated record